AUGUUCAGGAAUCAAACUGUUCUCUCUUUUUGUGUUGAUUGUAUUGGGAAAAAUGUGGCUGCAAAGAUUCAGGAGAAUAUAUCAAUGGUGAAAUGCCCUCACACCAAAUGCAAGCAAGUUGUAGAGCCUCAACACUGUCGUUUAGUUAUCACUAAGGAAGUGUUUGAGCGAUGGGAAAAUGCCCCAUGUGAGAAUUUGGUUCUUGCAUCACAAAAAUUUUAUUGCCCUUUUAAGGAUUGCUCAGCUAUGUUGGUUGCAUGGCACGCAGGAAUAGAUGGCAGUGAGUUUCGCAGCUUGAAGCAGGAUGAGAGAGGGAGGGAGGAUCUAAAGGUUGGUGAUUAUGUGGCUAUCAAUUUUGUUAUGCCUGAUCCUCUUGGAGACAGCACCAUAUGUGUUUGA
This is a messenger RNA of Glycine soja, 399 nucleotides long. RefSeq lists its product as uncharacterized. Gene Ontology annotation, biological process: protein polyubiquitination; ubiquitin-dependent protein catabolic process; positive regulation of proteasomal ubiquitin-dependent protein catabolic process. Gene Ontology annotation, cellular component: ubiquitin ligase complex; cytoplasm. Bases 1 to 399 code for a protein of 132 amino acids. Gene Ontology annotation, molecular function: ubiquitin protein ligase activity; ubiquitin conjugating enzyme binding. The record is from RefSeq and is a predicted model, not a curated record. Lineage: Eukaryota; Viridiplantae; Streptophyta; Magnoliopsida; Fabales; Fabaceae. The transcript is spliced from 4 exons.